Oryctolagus cuniculus (rabbit) is the source of this 6320-nucleotide messenger RNA. The record is from RefSeq and is a predicted model, not a curated record. Lineage: Eukaryota; Metazoa; Chordata; Mammalia; Lagomorpha; Leporidae.
AUGUUGGCUUGCUUUGGCCAGCAGGAGUGGAAAAAGGCAACAGGAAAAGCCGAGACUACCACAAGGUCAAAGGGACGCGUGCCUCCAGGCUGGGUCCUGGAAUUUGUGCCUGGGUUGGCGGGGAAGAGAAGCCCAAGGCAGCCUGUGAGACACAAGCUGUCUCCCUCCUUGGGGGGAGCGGCUCUACCCAGGGACAACAGCGUCUGUGGCCCUUGGACGGUUUGGUUUGCCGAGGUAUUAGUCUGCGGCCGUGACCCCCUGGGCCUGCCUAGGCCAGAGCGGGGAGGAGCAGACGUCACCAAACAUGUAUUAAAUAAGGACACACACGUGUUUUCUCUAUGGCUACAGCGCUAAGGCCUGGGGGGCAUCACUAAGCAAUGAGCAGCCGUCCCAGGAGGCACCCUGGCUUAGGUUCCUGAAAUGACAAGUGGGCCUUCAAGGCAGGGAGACCCCCAAGGCAAUCCUUGUUCUCGCGCCAGCUUCUUCUGUGCGAGCAGACUCGGGGUGGAAGGGGCCCGGGAGCAGACAAUGCUGGCCAACACCGGCCACAGCGUGGCACGGAGUGCACACCACCGAACAUGUGUUAACUAAGGUCAACUAAGCGCUUUCUCUAUGGCUAUACCGCUAAACUAGUACUAAGCGCUAAGCCAUUAGCACUAAAGUCUCCAUCGCCGCCACUCAGCGGACGAUUUCCGGCCGAGCAGACUAGCCCCGCCCCUCCCGCCACUCCACCGUUUCCGGCGGCCCCUGCGGGCGCCUGCGCACCUGAGCCCUCCUCGGGCUGGUGGACCGUACCAAUGGUUGCCAGGGCAGGGGUGAGCGCAGAGACCCCCGGAAGUAGGUCCUUGCGCCCCUGGCAUCCCGGCCUGCCUCUCGCUGGCCGUUUGGUGCGUUCCUGGAGUUCCCGCCAAAUGGGACUCGGUGGGUGGUGGGCGACCGGGCGCUGGGUCUGCGAUGCUACGGGGCUGUGGGUCUUCCCUGAGGGCUGUGGAGCUGCCAGCUGCUACCGUGCGGGACCGCGCGGGCUUGAUCAGCUUUGCCAGCGCUGUCUCGGCGGGCAUCCGGCCCCGCCCCCAGCACCUGGUGUAAGUGAUAAAAGCAUGUGGUUUGCUUCUGCUGGCCUGGACCGUGACGCUGUGUUGCAGUCUCUUCAGCCAUGAAAUAAGAGCUGAGCCUGGGCUCAUCUCAUUUCCCCAAGGUCCCAAGCAUGUUGGAACCAGAAAAAGUAAAAAAGCCCCCCAAGAGACAGACGCCCUCAGGAUCACUGGGACAGGAGCCCGAUGUAUGUGCCAGCUCCCCUGUGACCAGACCCAAGAGCCCAGCUGCCACCCUGGCUUGUUUUGGCCCCGAGUUCAACACCAAAGCUACCAACACCCCUCGUGGACUUGACAGUGCUGCCAGGGAGGGCCUGCCGGGGACUGAGGUCAAAUCUGAGUUUGUUGAAGUAGAGGUGAAGGCUGCCAGUGGCCACAGAAAGAAGCUCAGACCCUGUGGUUCCCCAAAGGAGCAUGAAAGUGACCUGUCCCUUCUAAGGAGCAGCCCCCACCCACUGCCCAGUGGCACAUUAAUGCCUUUACCUGACCUAGACCAAGUUCUGGAGAGACAGGUAGAAGGUACGUUUGACUUACCUGCCUGUAAUAGAAAGAGAAAAGCCCAUUCCCUGGGAGGGUCUGGUCUUCACCCAGCUGCCUCCCAGACAAAGUGCAGAGCCAGCCCUGGGCAGAGUAAGCCAAGGAGAGACCCUGGGGCACACGGCCUCAAACCUGUCCCUGGGCAGCAGGCCCCUGUGCAGCCUGAGAAGAAGAAGGCAUCCAGACAGAAGGCACAUGGCUGGAAAGAGGAAAGGCAGCCAGCAAGAAAGAGGUCGAGGUCCCUGCCGCCCAGCGUGGAGCAGACCCUUUCUGCCUCAGCUUGGGGCCAGACCCUCCCCGAGUCCCUUCAGGUGACAAGUCCUGAGAGGAUGAAUGUAAACCAGGAAGCAAACCAAGCUGCCAUCCUCCCGGCCCAUGUGCCCGGAGAGGUGCAGCACCUGAAGAAGCGGAAGAAAAAGCGUUUGCUUCCUGGCAUGAAGGCGAAGGCAGAGACCCAGCUGAGCCUCCCAAAGCCCCCCUGUUUGAAAAAGCUGGUGAGGGCUAUGAAAGCAGAGACCCAGGGCUUGGCUUCUGCCCAGCAUUCCCUGGGCCUCCUGCAGGACACAGGUCCUCAGCCCGCACUGGACGUCAGAGAGUUCUUUACUGCCGACCACAAGGACGUCUGCCAGGUCAUCUGCAACCUGUGUCACACCAGUGUCAGACAGAGAAAAGCGGAGGGGCCGUCCCAAACCACGGGCCUUGUCCGUCACUUGACCAAUAAACACGGGCUGCGGUGGGAGAGGAGGCUGUCGGCAGUGAGCCAGCGGGGCGGGGGCAAGGCUGGAGGGGCGGUGGAGGCGCAGCAGAUGGGCCUGCCAGCAGGUGCUCCCAGCUCUACGUCCGGGGGGUGCCCAGUGCCAAGAUGCCACCCAGCUGCUGUACCCUUGGGAGGCAGCAACAGGGAGCUGGGCCUGGGCAGUCCUGAGCUGCCUUUCCUAGCCCUACCACCCUCACCUGCUCCCCCUGCAGCGGCUUGGGAUGGCCAGAGUGGCACAUACGCCCCCAAUCAGCCCCGCGCCCAGGCCUGGAACCACAGCAUCACGGAACUGCUCUGCAGCCUGGCCCUGCCGCUCUCCUUUGUUGCCUCCCAGCCCUUCAGGAGGUUCAUGGCCCAGGUGGACCCCUGCUACCACCUGCCCUCCCCAGCCUUCUUCUCCAACAAGGCCUUGCCCCUGCUCCACGAGGCGGUGGGCGAGCAGGUGCUUCAGGAGAUGCAGUGGGCCGAGGGGGGCCGGGUUCACCUCACUGCCUCCAUGUUGGCCCAGGACUCGGUCGUGAACUAUGUGGCCGUCACCGCACACUGGAGAGCCACACGGCUGGACCCUGCUGUGGCUUCAGGGAACCUUAGGAAGCAAGCAGUCCUCUGGGUCCGGGGCCUGCCCCUAGAGAGGGCAGUAGAGGACAAGCAGCCGGAGCUGCUGGAGCAGAUCAGCCUCUGGCUGGGCCGCGGCUCCCUAAGAGCAGGGUUCCUGGUGUCGGGUGGCUGUCCUGGCCUGGAGCUGGCGGUGAAGGCUGAGGGUUAUACCCACAUCCCUUGUUUCGCCCACUGCCUUGACUCCCUGGUGAGCAACUUUCUGUAUCACCAUCACAGCAUCCAGAUCAUCCUGGGCACAGCCAGGGCCAUCUGCAGCCAUUUCCAAGGUUCAGCGGAGGCCCGGCGGCUGCUCGGUCAGCUUCAGCUCCAGUGUGGCCUCCCAGCUCAGCAGCCCUUUGAGGCCCUCUCAGACCACUGGGCCUCAGCCUACUGCUUGAUGGCGUGGCUGGUGGAGCAGCAGCAGCCGCUGCAGCAGUAUGAGGAGAAGCACCAGCUCGGCAAGGAUGGUACCGCCCUGUCAGCCAUGUUCUGGAGCCUGACGGACAGUCUCGUCCAGCUCCUGCAGCCCUUCCAGAUGGUGGUCCAGGAGGCAAGCCGGGCAGAGGCUUCGCUAAGCCAGGUGCUACCCCAGCUGCGCUACCUGCACAUCUUCCUGGAUCAAGUUCACGGGCACUUCAAGGGACAGAGCGAUGGGCAGCUCGGUGCGGCCAUCAGAUUGGCCAAGAGCCUGGCCCUGCAGCUCUCCACAGACUCUCAGCUCAACGAGCUGUUCCACCGUGAGGAGUUUGUGCUGGCGACCCUACUGGACCCCCGCUUCAAGGGGAAGAUCGAGGCCAUCCUGCCCGUGGGGGCAGACAUCGACCACUGGAGACAAGUGCUUGUGUACAAAGUGAAGGAGAUCAUGGUGUCUGAAUACUCUUUGCCGGCCUCUCGCUCCCUGCAGAGCCCCAGGAGUACACGGGGGAACACCACUGGCAUGGUCAAGAGCCUUCGGGCUGAGGGGAGGAGCCAGAAGGAGCCUCUGCAGAGAAGCAGCAGUCCUGGCUCUUUCCUCCCGGGCCAGAGGGAAAAGAGCCUGCUGGAACAGCUGGAGAGUGUGGGGCUGCUGGCGUCUGAGAGGAGCGGGGCUUCACUGUCCACUGAGAACCACCAGGCUAGCAUCGUUGUCAGGAAGUACCUGCGGGAAAACGAGACAGUUGGCGCCCAGGAGGACCCCCUGGCUUACUGGGAGAGGAAGCGUGGGGCCUGGCCAGCUCUAGCCAGACUGGCCACCAUCUACCUGUCUUGUCCUGCCACGAGAGCCUUCUCCGAAAGGAUCUUUGCCUCCCUGAACAGCCCCACGAUGAAAGAACAAACAUCUCUCAAAGUAGAGACCAUCGAGCAUCUCCUCUUCUUGAAGACCAACCUGGAGAACUUCCCCACCUACACGCCCCCUCCCCUUGUCUUCUCCAGUGGUGACCUGGCCAGGGUGGAACAGAGCGUGUAGUCUGCAUGCUGUGCUGGGUGGGCAGGUGGCAUCCUUCCCUCGAGUCCCUGCAGUCUCAGGAGCUUAGCAGAGCACCUGGCAGACCCGUAGAGACCCUUCAGUAGACAAAAGGAGAGCUUAGAGUUUCACAUCCUAGGACCCCACAUGUCGACGGCCAGAAUCUUUCCUGUUUGGUAAGAAAGGGAACAGUUUCUCGAUUCUUGACAGGUUGCCAGGUUUUGUGUUUUUUUUUUUUGUUUUGUUUUGUUUUUUUUUUUUUUGUUUUCUGGGUGCUGUCAUUUCCACAUGCCCACUGAUUGACUAUUUAUAUGUAGCAUUAUGUGCAGAGGCUGGCUGUGUUCAUAUGUGAUUAUGACUCGUACUGUAGGUUUUAUAAACUGAAUAUUCUACUACAAUAGUGGGCAUUAAAGACUGCUUACAGCUUGUCCAUGUGGAUAAAUGGAUGCAUGCUGUGAAGCAGUUUGCUUUCUCAAAAAGUGACCGGGGACAAGGGGAGACCUGUGCUGGUGGGUGGGACAGGCGCUCAGUCCCUAGAGCCCCCUGAAGCUCUUCCUGAAGCUUUCACUGUAGAUAUAAAGAAAACUCAAGGUAGAGUAGCCAUUUCAAGAGGAAAUUGCACACAUGUGAACAACCCAGUCUUUUUGGAGACUCGCAAAGUGGCCAGAAAACCCAUGAUGGAUGGAUGGAACUGACCAGCUAGCCAGGAGAGCUAGCUGUACUGACAGUUUGCAGACUACUGGAAACCUUGGGAUUUCUUUGCUCCUGCAGUGAAAUCCAUCUGAGAAAGCAUCCCAGGUUAGCCAGCCUCUAGCUGGCAGAGUAUGCAUUCCACUUGCCGGCCUCUUGCUCCUCCUACUCUUUGGCUGCUUUUAAAGAGCAGAUCCUUCAUUUGGAAGCCAGGGUGGAUGUGCAUAGGCCUCUGAUCUGAAUUUGGAGCAUUUGAGCCCUAAUAAAAGAUUGCCCAGAGUUUCUUCUUUCUUUCUUUCUUUCUUUCUUUCUUUCUUUCUUUCUUUCUUUCUUUCUUUCUUUCUUUCUUUCUUUCUUUCUUUCUUUCUUUUUUUCUUUUUUUUUCUUUUUUUUCUUUUUUUUCUUUUUUUUGACAGGCAGAGUUAGACAGUGAGAGAGACAGAGAGAAAGGUCUUCCUUUUCUGUUUGUUCACCCCCCAAAUGGCUGCUGGCCGGCAUGCUGCACUGAUCCGAAGCCAGGAGCCAAGUGCUUCCUCCUGGUCUCCCAUGCGGGUGCAGGGCCCAAGCACUUGGGCCAUCCUCCACUGCAUUCCCGGGCCACAGCAGAGAGCUGGACUGGAAGAGGAGCAACCGGGACUAGAACCCCGGGGUGCCAGCGCCGCAGGUAGAGGAUUAGCUAAGUGAGCUCUGGCGCCGGCCUGCCCAGAGUUUCUUCGGGUGUGGGACCUGAGGGAUUAGGGUCUGAGAAUGAGUGGAAUUGAUGGGAGAAGGAAAAGUGAGGGACCAGGGAUGUGUGGGGCAGGCCCAUCACACACCCACAGGACUUGGGUCAAGGUAGCUUGAGGGUGCUGGGUCACUGGGUGAGGUGACUGCUGAAAUGAGUCAGAAGUAGGGUGUGUGUUUAAGGCCAUGGGGGUGAUGACAAACCACAUCCUCACUGCACUGGCAGUCCUGGAAGCCUGUCCCUUGGCCUCUCCUAGAUGGGCUGCCAGCUGGGGGUUUCAGUGGGACUGAUUGUGAUAUUUGGAAAUGUAAGACAGCAGGAAAAACGAACUCCUUUCCCUCAGAGAUCCUGCCAGCACUUUGAUGUAUUUCCUUUUUUUCUCACUGAGACUAUAACCUGUGUACAAUGUAGUACAUGGUAUUUUCGUUCUAACAUUGUAAUGGCAUCUUGUAAACAAAUAAAGCUUUGUGAACAUCA